This is a messenger RNA of Cyclocybe aegerita, 711 nucleotides long. The record is from the annotation of a GenBank genome assembly. NCBI's taxonomy places the organism in Eukaryota, Fungi, Basidiomycota, Agaricomycetes, Agaricales, Hemipholiotaceae.
AUGCGAGACAGAGGGGAAACUGACCAAUCAAUCGUAGCGACCAAUCCGGCUCAUGUCAUCAUUGAACCUGUUCAUUACGAAUGGCUUCCAAACAUCCUUCCAACCACCUCAAUACCUUCCAACGACACCAUGGACCCUUAUAACAAGCAGAAAUCGCCUCUCAGGCCUCUCCUCGUCGCCGCCGCCGCCGUUUUCGGACUUCUUUUCGUUGCGUACAAGCUCUUCAACUCUGAGAGCCCAGCAGUUACAGUCAACAAGGCCAUCGUCAUCCUGAACGGAAAUUCCCCUGUCACCGGUACUGUAACUUUCGAGCAAACGUCGCCAGAUGGACCUGUGAAGGUAACCGGAGAAAUUCUCGGUCUUUCCCCAAACGCAUUACGAGGAUUCCAUGUCCAUCAAUCGGGUGACCUGAGCGGAGGAUGCAACACCGCUGGCGCACAUUUUAAUCCGUACGGAAAAACUCAUGGUGCGCCGGCAGACGCCAACAGACACGUUGGUGAUCUGGGCAACAUCGAGUCCAAUGGGUCUGGAGAGGCUAGCUUUGUCUUCACCGAUAAGCUCAUCUCUCUCAACGGGCCGAUCAGCAUCAUUGGGCGGUCUGUGGUUGUUCAUGCAGGCACAGACGACCUAGGCCGGGGAGAUAAUGAAGAAUCUCUGAGGACUGGCAACGCUGGAGCCAGAGCCGCCUGCGGUGUUAUAGGCCUCGCCUAA